This is a messenger RNA of Durio zibethinus, 2668 nucleotides long. The record is from RefSeq and is a predicted model, not a curated record. Lineage: Eukaryota; Viridiplantae; Streptophyta; Magnoliopsida; Malvales; Malvaceae.
CCAACCCAAAUCCUAGACUACAAAGUGUUCGUCAGUCACUUUACCACACAAGCACCCAAGCGAUUCCCCUUGCCAUCCCUUAAACCCUCCGCUGAACCCUACCAAGUUUCACCGUCAACAAAACCAAAACCCUCCCUUUCCUUUCUUUAACCUCCCAAAAAAUGGCACUUUACAAGCCCACCUUCCUCACCCGCCUCAAAACCCUUUCCAAACCCCACCGCCGUUCACCUCCCUCUUUCAUUGCACUCCGCCACCUCUCAUUUAACACCCCGGAAGAAGCCGCCGCCGAACGCCGUCGUCGCAAGCGUCGCCUCCGCGUUGAACCCCCUCUCUCCUCUGUCCAACGCCCUCAACAACUGGCUCAGCAGGUGGCCCCACCAAAGCCAAUCCAAAACCCUAAUGCCCCUAAAAUCCCCGAACCGGUCACUGUACUUGCCGGCAACCGCCUCAACCUCCACAACAAGAUCUUAAAACUCAUCCGCGACAACGACCUCGAUGAGGCCGCUCUUUACACGCGCCACUCUGUUUACUCCAAUUGCCGCCCCGCAAUUUACACUGUCAACGCCGUCUUAAACGCCCAGCUCCGCCAAUCGAAAUACGCCGAUCUCCUCUCUCUCCACCGCUUCAUAACCCUAGCCGGAAUUGCCCCCAAUGUGAUUACCCACAAUCUUAUUUUCCAAACUUAUCUUGAUUGUAAAAAACCCGAUACUGCCCUCGAACAUUACAAGCAGUUUAGCAAUGAGUCCCCCGUGAAUCCUUCUCCUACUACUUAUAGGAUUUUAGUGAAAGGGCUGGUGGAUAAUGGGAAACUGGAGAAGGCUUUGGAAAUGAAGGAGGAAAUGGUGGAGAAAGGUUUGGCUCGUGACCCUGUUGUUUAUAGUUAUUUGAUGUUGGGUUGUGCCAAGAGUGGGGAUUCAGAUGGGAUUUUUAAGCUUUUUGAGGAGUUAAAAGAGAAGAAAGAUGGGGUGGUCUAUGGCUGUUUAAUGAGAGGUUAUUUCAUGAGGGGAAUGGAGAAGGAAGCUAUGGAGUGUUAUGAAGAAGCUUGUGGGGAGAAUUCAAAGGUUAAAAUGAGUGCUAUUGCUUAUAAUUAUGUUCUCGACGCUUUAAGUAAGAAUGGGAAGUUUGACGAGGCUUUAAAGUUGUUUGAUAGGAUGAAAAAUGAGCAUAGUCCUCCUAGGAGAUUAGCAGUGAAUUUGGGAAGCUUUAAUGUGAUUGUUGAUGGAUAUUGCGCAGAAGGUAAGUUUAAGGAAGCCAUGGAGGUUUUUAGGUUAAUGGGUGAUUAUAGGUGUAGUCCGGAUAGUUUGUCAUUUAACAUUUUGAUUGAUCAGUUGUGUCAAAAUGGACAUUUGGGUGAAGCUGAGGAGGUAUGUGGUGAAAUGGAUGAUAAGGGGGUUAGCCCUGAUGAGUAUUCUUAUGUUUUGCUGAUGGAUGCUUGUUUUGAAGUGAAUAGGAUUGAUGAUGGGGCUUCUUAUUUUAGAAAGAUGGUGGAGUCGGGUUUGAGGCCAAACUUGGCUGUUUAUAAUAGAUUGGUUGAUGAAUUGGUUAAAGUAGGGAAGGUGGAUGAGGCGAAAUCGUUCUAUGAUACAAUGGUCAAGAAGCUUAAGAUGGAUGAUGCAAGCUGUAAGUUUAUGAUGAAAGCACUUAGUGAUGUGGGGAAGUUGGAUGAGGUGCUGAAAAUGGUUAAUGAGAUGCUAGACGAUGAACAUGCUGAUUUUAGUGAGGAGUUGCAAGCAUUUGUUAAACAAGAGUUAAGAAAGGAAGGGAGAGAAGAGGAUUUGACAAAGCUUAUGGAGGAGAAAGAGAGACUGAAGGCCGAAGCUAAGACUAGAGAAAUUGAGGCUGCGGAAGCAGCCAAGAGAAGUGCAAAAGCUGCUGUCGCUUCUUUACUUCCAUCUAAGUUGUUUGGGAAAAAAGAAGAUGAAUCUCAGUCUACUUCAGCCACUGAAAACACCAUUGAAGCUUCCUCUGGGAGUGAAGCGCAAGCACAAGAUGGGAGUGAAGGUUCUAUUGAGGAAGCUAAUGUUCUAGAGUCUGUUGCUGUUGAUGCAAAUACAAUGACUGAAGCUACGGUCGCAGAUUCUGAUGCUGUUGAUACGAAGCCAUUCUGAUGAAACGUGGUCUAAAACUGGUGUUGCAAAUAGAGAGCAGGUAAUAGCUCGUUGGUUUUGGAAGGAGAAAGUUUCUUCUUGUGUUCCUUUAUGGACGUAGUGUUAUCUGCUUGUCUAAUCAAUUUAUCUGUAAUUAAGGGAUAUUGCAAAUAUGGCUGUACGGUCAUAAUUAUUGGUGGGAAUGCGUGUUGAAAAUUUAUUUCAAAUGGCACAAUUUGUUCGGAGUGCCGUAGAUCAUGUGUUGAGCUCCCUUCUUUUAGUGCUGGAAUAGUGGGCAUAGCUUUUAUUUAAGGGUGGAUUUUCAGCCCCAAGAUUUUUCUUUUGUUUUCAUUUAUUUUGGCUAUCAAGCGUAAAAACUGAGGAUGGAAUCUUAUCGGGCUUGGUAAGCAGUAUCAUUUCUACAAAAUUCAACUUUGCCCUUUUUGAAGUUGUUUAGUCUUAUCCCCAAUCCCUUAUUAACUUCUAACUGCGAAACCAUUGAUUUUGUGAGGACUGAGGAGAUCAGCAACAGCAAGAGACUUGGAUACGCCUUAAAUUUCUUUGGAUGAGUUUGGAACAGU